Sorex fumeus (smoky shrew) is the source of this 1933-nucleotide messenger RNA. It is a transcript of the gene LRRC58, whose product is annotated as leucine rich repeat containing 58. NCBI's taxonomy places the organism in Eukaryota, Metazoa, Chordata, Mammalia, Eulipotyphla, Soricidae. The record is from RefSeq and is a predicted model, not a curated record. Bases 131 to 1252 code for a protein of 373 amino acids. Gene Ontology annotation, molecular function: protein binding. The transcript has 4 exons.
GCCGCGUCGCGCGAGACUGGCGCCCGGCCCACUUCCGGCCGCGCGCGCACUUCCGCUUCCGGGGCGCGGCUCAGCUGCGGGCCCGGUCGGCCGCGGCGCGCCUCGGGCCCAGCGGCCUGCGGAGGCCAGGAUGGAGGAGGACGUCGGGCCGCCGCCGCCGGCGCCGGCCGGCGAGGCCGAGCUGAACCUGUCGCGCCUCAGCGUGUCCCCGGAGGCGCUGGAGUCGGAGCUGGAGGCGCGGGGCGAGGAGCGGCGCGGCGGGCGGGAGGCGCUGCUGCGGCUGCUGCUGCCGCACAGCCGUCUGGCGUCGCUGCCGCGGGCGCUGGGCAGCGGCUUCCCGCACCUGCAGCUGCUGGACGUGAGCGGCAACGCGCUGACGUCGCUGGGGCCCGAGCUGCUGGCGCUGAGCGGCCUGCGCACGCUGCUGGCCAAGAACAACCGGCUCGGCGGGCCCGGCGCGCUGCCCAAGGGCCUGGCGCGGUCGCCGCUCUGCCGCAGCCUCCAGGUGCUCAACCUCAGCGGCAACUGCUUCCAGGAGGUGCCCGCCGCGCUGCUGGAGCUGCGCGCCCUGCAGACGCUCAGCCUGGGCGGCAACCAGCUGCAGACCAUCCCGGCCGAGAUCGAGAACCUGCGGAGCUUAGAAUGUUUAUAUCUUGGAGGAAACUUCAUCAAAGAAAUCCCACCAGAAUUGGCAAACCUACCUUCAUUAAAUUAUUUGGUAUUAUGUGACAACAAAAUCCAAAGUGUGCCACCUCAGCUUUCACAGUUGCAUUCCCUUCGUUCUCUCAGUCUGCACAAUAACUUGCUGACAUACCUGCCUCGAGAGAUCCUCAACCUUAUUCAUUUGGAAGAAUUGAGUUUGCGAGGAAAUCCGUUGGUUGUUCGUUUUGUUAGAGAUUUAACCUAUGACCCUCCAACUCUCCUAGAAUUAGCUGCACGGACCAUUAAAAUUAGAAAUAUUUCCUAUACUCCCUAUGAUCUUCCGGGGAAUCUUCUUAGAUAUUUGAGUUUAGCCAGCAAUUGCCCAAACCCAAAAUGUGGAGGCGUGUACUUUGACUGCUGUGUCAGACAGAUUAAGUUUGUGGACUUCUGUGGGAAGUAUCGACUCCCACUAAUGCACUACUUGUGUUCGCCAGAGUGUUCUUCCCCCUGUAGUUCUGCCUCUCACAGCUCUACAUCCCAGAGCGAAUCUGAUUCGGAGGAUGAAGCUAGUGUUGCAGCACACAGGAUGCAGAAAGUUCUUCUUGGUUGAAAAGAGUGCAAGAUUGUAUGAAACUCUGGGGGUGGGUGAGGUGGGGCACAUAAACAGUAGGAGGUUAGAAAUAGGCUUUGACAUUCCCAAGAAAUUUUGUAUUCAUUUUGAAUGUCUGUGAAAGAAAUUAAGAGAUGGUAUAAAAGGUUUUGUAUUUUUUCUAUCCAUUCAGCAGGCAUGAAUUCAGAUCCAUGUUUGGAUUCUAUGAAUGUAAUUCACUCUAGUCCGUUUGAAAUUUGAAAUUUGUUUGAAAUUUGAAAGUUUCUUAUUUCCAUUCCAAUUUCGCAUGAAAUGAGGCAGCAGAAUGGAAUGUUUUGAAGGGCAAUGCUAUAACAAACCCAUGAGUGGUGUAACAUGAUAGUUGAGAUGAAGAAAGAAAUAGUCAAAACAUAUGUUAUCAUAAUAAUUAUUGCUUGAGUUGUCCUUGCAUUUAGGUUUAGGUUGAACUGUGUACCAGAUUAGCCAUUCUUUCUUUAUUACCAUUAAUUUUACUUGUUUUUAAAACUUCUAUUCUUCUCCUUUUAUCUGUAUGAUUGUUGCCCUCACUGAAUCCAGCAGACUGUUAACUAUGCUUUCCUCCUAGCAAGGAUUUAGAAUUUAUUCCUGAAUCUACACAGAACAUUAAUGUGUUAACAGAACUGAGUAACAACUGUAUGUGACAUCUUAGCUCACAACAGUCUU